GUUUACAACUACUGCAAUCAUGUUAAUAUUUGCUUUGGGCAUUAAGAUAAGCUAUUUUGAUACGAACGUCCCAGAGAUGUUUUGUUUAACAGUAAAUAAGUUGUGUCAUUGUAGUCUCUUAUAGUGCCCUCAUUUUUUUUUGGUAAUCCGAUGUGAGUGUGUGAAAAAUGGAGGAAACCCAGUUGGACGUAUUGAAUGGAGACUCUGACAUUGAAUCUGAAAUGCAGGCGUCGAUUGACUCGUUUAGAGAAAGGUCCAGAAGUUACUCCAGAUGGUCACCAGUGGACGAAGGAGUUACGUUGGCUUGGAACAAUCUCACUAUUUACGCAAAAAUCAAAAAACGUGGAAUAACUAAUUACAAGAGGAUCAUUAAUGAUACACUAAUGGGAGCAAGUGGUGCUGGUAAGAGUACACUUAUGUCCGUUUUAGGAUACAGAAAUAGUGAAUAUUCUCUAUUUUAAAUAAUGUAUGCGAACAAUGUUUCGGGAGUUUAACUUUCAAGUUAUGGUUCGAAAAAUGGGUUUUUAUUAAACAUCUGAAGUUACAUUUACUGGUAAAACGACGAAAACAUAAUUAGCUAACGGCUUAACUUUAUAAAGUUUGGUCUCAUUGAAAUUGCAUUCAUAUUUUUUGUCAGCAAAGCUAGUGGUUGAAGGGGACAUGAUUAUCAAUGGAAGGAAGAUAGACGAUUACAUGAAGUACCUGAGCGGUUAUAUGCAUCAAGAAGAUAUGUUUAUACCAUAUUUAACUGUGUUGGAACACAUGACAAUUAUGGCAAAUCUCAAACUAGAUAGAAGACUAACAAGAGACGAUAAACGCCAGAAAAUCUUAAACAUAUUAACCGAGCUUGGUCUGUUGAAAUGUCUUCACAGUAAAAUUGGUGGUACCGACCAAAACAAAGCGCUAUCAGGUGGUGAGAAAAAACGAUUAGCAUUUGCAACAGAGAUCUUGAUAGAUCCGCCAUUACUAUUUUGCGAUGAACCAACAACAGGCCUAGACUCUUACUCCGCUCAGAAGUUAGUAGGCAUUAUGAGCAAGAUGGCAUCAGAAAGAACCACAAUAGUUUGCACCAUUCACCAGCCCUCGAUGGAUAUAUUUUCUAUGUUCACUCAACUGAUACUCAUAGCUGAUGGUAGGACAGCAUAUAUUGGAGCAACGUCAAAAGCUAUCGAG
Molecule: messenger RNA, 1173 nt
Organism: Acanthoscelides obtectus
Lineage: Eukaryota; Metazoa; Arthropoda; Insecta; Coleoptera; Chrysomelidae
Source: the annotation of a GenBank genome assembly